CCGUGAUCCCGCUACGCCCCAAUCCUGCUAUCUCGGGAUCCUGUGCUCCAUCACUGUGUAAUUCCAACCAUUUUUGAUUCCCGGGGGCGGGGGCAGGAAACGCCCCAAUAAAACCCUCUGGGGGGGUCAUUCAGGGAUUUGGGGUGCGCAAGGGACACCCCGAAGCCCCGAUCCCGCUGUUCCCGGAAUCCCUGGAUGCCGCUGCCGAGCCCUCCGCCCUCGUUGCGUAAUUCCAACCAUUUUUAAUUCCCGGGGGGACAGGAAACGCGUCGCUGCCGUUACACAAAGCAGGAAGGGGGGAGGGAGAAGUCUGGGGGGUGCCCUGUCCUUAGUCCCCACAAACCCACCCUGCCCGUCCCCCCCAGAUCCAUCUCCCGCUUGGAAAAUAUCCCCCUUCCAAAAAUAACAAACCCCCAACAAUUCGGGCAAUUCGCACAAUCCCCCCGCCCCUCACUCAAAACCGGGCGGUUCGGGGGUGUCCCUGCUGGGGCUCGCCCUUUUUCUUUUUCCCCCCUUGGGGCUCCCCUCGCCCAAAUUCCCGUUUUUCCAAGGUUUCCCCCCCACUUUUCCCAGCGUUUUUUCCCCGCUUUUUUUCCCAGUGGUGCAUCCGGCGGGGAAUGGGAUGACGGGGCCUUCCUGUUCCCGGCCCCGCGCCCGCCUGGCGCCCGGGGGGCCCCCCCGGCACGAGCCCCCCGCAGCCCCGAGCCCGGCGGGACCCCCGGAGCCACCCCCGGAGCCCUCCGCAACGCCCCCGGCCCCUCCCGCGCCGCGGAGCCGCCGAGGUGAGUCCGGGGGCGCGGCGAGAGCGAAACGCCGUUUUUGGGGGGAAGUCCCCGCAGGAGCCCCCAUGGAGCAGGACGAGCCAGACGUGGUGGAACUGCAGGACUCGGAUGAGGGGGACGUGGUCUUCAUUGCCGAUGGCGGCAUCGUGAGCGACGGCGAGGCCGAGGUGCUGCCGCACGAGAGCACCCGCACGGUGAUCCCGCACAGCCCCCUGUGCCCCCCGCCGCCCCGCGGGACCCCCGCCCCGGCCCCGGGGGGCUCCGAGGAGGGCGGGGGGCGGCGGGGCGGGGGCCGCCAGCGCCCCUUCAUCUGCAACGAGUGCGGCAAGAGCUUCAGCCACUGGUCCAAGCUGCUGCGGCACCAGCGCACGCACACGGGCGAGCGGCCCAGCACCUGCGGCGAGUGCGGCAAGAGCUUCUCCCAGAACUCGCACCUGGUGCAGCACCGCCGCACCCACACCGGGGAGAAGCCCUACAGCUGCGGCCACUGCGGCAAGAGCUUCUCCUGGAGCUCCAACCUCAUCCAGCACCAGCGCAUUCACACCGGGGAGCGCCCGUACGGCUGCGCCGAGUGCGGCAAGAGCUUCACGCAGAGCAAGAACCUCAUCAAGCACGAGCGCACCCACGCCGGGCCGGGGGCAGCGCGGCCGCGCCGCUGCGCCCACCCCGCAGGUGCCCCGAGGGCGCUGAAGGGGCCUCGGGCGGGGGGCGAGGGCGAGGGGCCCGCGGGGGCCUCGGGCGGCUGCGGGCAGGAGCCGCUGAUCUGCGUGGAGUGCGGGGACUGCUUCGCCCAGAGCGCCGCGCUCAGGAAGCACCGCCGGGGACACCGCCCGCUCUUCGUGCCCUGGGAGAACGCUGAGGAGAGGGCACAGGGACAGCCGGGCACUGUCCUCGCACCCUUGGGGACAGUGGCACCAGGACAUGGGGACAUGGGGCACUGCGCGCUCUUCCAGCCCUGAGGGACAGUGGCACCAGGACAUGGGGACAUGGGGCACCACCUGCUCUUCAUGCCCUGAGGGACAGGAGGACAGUGGCACCAGGACAUGGGGACAUGGGGCACCACCCGCUCUUCCAGCCCUGAGGGACAGUGGCACCAGGACAUGGGGACAUGGGGCACCGCCUGCUCUUCAUGCCGUGAGGGACUGGAGGACAGUGGCACCAGGACAUGGGGACAUGGGGCACCGCCUGCUCUUCAUGCCGUGAGGGACUGGAGGACAGUGGCACCAGGACAUGGGGCACCGCCUGCUCUUCAUGCCGUGAGGGACUGGAGGACAGUGGCACCAGGACAUGGGGCACCGCCUGCUCUUCAUGCCCCGAGGGGACACUGCGGAGAGGGCACAGGGACAGCGGGGCACUGUCCUCGCACCCUGGGGGCACUGCCCGCUCUUCGUGCCCUGAGGGGCAGGAGGACAGGCAUAGGGACAUGAUAGUUGGCGCACUGGCUGCUCUUCAUGCCCCGAGGGGACACCAUGGUGGGGACACAAGGACAGUUGGACAAUGUUCUGGCAGUGUCUGCUCUUGGUCACCUGUGGGGACACACAGUGGGCCACUCUGGUGGAGGACACGGGGACUGUGCCACAGACAGGAGACACGGUGCCACCAUGCGAGGGGACACAGGGAUUGUUUGAGGGGCAGGACGUGGUGAUAGAGCUGGGGUCACACGAGUCAUGCCACAGGUGAGGGGACAUGGUGACACCAAGCUGGGAGACAGUGGGGGGCACCUGGACUGGGACAAAGACAGGAUGCGGUGACACUCAGGACACAGGGACACAGAGCUCAUGUCACCCGUGCCCUGUGUCACCGUCGGUGCCCCUCGCUGGUCCCCAUCAGUGCCACAUCCCAGAGCUGUAAAUAGGGGAAGGGGGGAGGGACGUGAGGGUGGGACCCUGGGGGAGGGGGGAGGUGACACCAGGACCCCCGUGGGGUGGGGUGGGGGCAUGGAUGGGGCUGGGCUGUGAAUAAAGUUGUGUUUUGGGGGA
Taeniopygia guttata (zebra finch) is the source of this 2761-nucleotide messenger RNA. Lineage: Eukaryota; Metazoa; Chordata; Aves; Passeriformes; Estrildidae. The record is from RefSeq and is a predicted model, not a curated record.